AUGUCUGAAGUGAGAGGAAUUGGAAAGGACUUUGACCAGCUAUCUUUAAUAAUAGAUGUCUGGCCAUGCUACAUGCACGACAUUGUCACACUUCCUGGUGCACCUGCCGGCGACUAUGCUUCAUUCUUCAUCAAUAGUAACGACUAUUCGUUCGCGUUGUCGACGGUCACCAAUGGUGAUCUGACGAAUCGCUUCAAGUGGGUAAUUCAAUCUGCUCGUACCCAGAACCCCAACAUCAAGAUCAUUGCACUUCAAUUCUACGGCGAACCUGCUGCCCCCCCUGGCCAGGCGGAUUUUAGAAUCUUCAACAACAACUUGAACAGUAUCGGCACAUAUGCUGACUCGGUCGCAAACUCUAUCAACACUUGGUACAAUGCAACGUUACCUUCAAUCCCAGCAGGUGGUGACGACGUAUCUGCUCGAAUCAAUGGAUGGGAUGUGGAUGUUGAGUAUGGAACAAUGCAGCCGCCCCUUCCAAAAAUCCUCGUCGCAGUGCGUACGAGCCUCAAUAAUCUGAGUGCUAAGCUUGGUACCACGCCUGGCGGUGGUGGUGCGCCGAAAUUCUCUGUGUCAAUCACACCAGCCUGGACUAACUAUCUCAAUGAUCCAAGCGUGGCACAAUCCGUGGACUACAUUAUUAUGCAGAACUAUGAUGGUGGCCGUUUUACCCUACCCUUGAACUACACACAAGCGAUUCCAAGGCUUACAUACUCCAAAUUGAAUUGGGGGUUCAGCUCCGAGACGCCGAACAAAAAUGCUACCUUCCCCUUCCCUCUGGUGAAACAACUGAUUCUGGAUGCUGCAUUCGAAGCUACAUCCGAGAGUCGGGGGAUUUGGACAUGGCGCAUUAACACUCCUGACACUUACCCUUAUGAAAACAUCUUUCAGGUAUGGCUCUACAACAUUGCUCACAAAACCAACUUGCCGACCACCAAGACCGAGGAUAUUGUGGCUAAGUAUUGGCCGACUGGUGGUCGUGGUGCGAAUGGGAAGGCGUUGACGGCCGCGCAAAUGAUCUAG
Molecule: messenger RNA, 1020 nt
Organism: Bacidia gigantensis
Lineage: Eukaryota; Fungi; Ascomycota; Lecanoromycetes; Lecanorales; Ramalinaceae
Exons: 2
Coding region: 1-1020 (339 amino acids)
Source: RefSeq, a predicted model, not a curated record